UUACCCAGACGACUGAGGCCGCCCAAUGCCGCAUAUCACGCUCGUUGCUCACUGCCAUCUCCUGGAGGCCGUCUACCGUAUUGCUUGGCUCACCGGAUCUCCCGCCGGAUCUCCUUGAGGAAUUCUUGUGAUGUAUGUCACGCCGAAGGACGCAGAGAGCACCGCAAGCUUUGUUCCCGCUUAGCGGAUCCGCCAGGAGACCAGGACUACCCGUCUGUGCGGUCCCGCGGUGCCCGGAUACCGUAAGUUCGCACUGCAUAGUCGACGCUGAACGCGAGCAGACUAGUCACCGCUUCGGUAUCAUGUGCGGGUAUUUGCGCUGGGGCAGUGACGACAGCCGCUCUGAAUUGGGCGGUGAUCUCUGUCAAAGUACAAGUACAUAUGAGCAGAGUCUGGAGCGGAUCGUUCUCAUUCAAGCGUGUCGCGCACCCCAAGUUUUCGCACCUUUUUCUCGCCCUUGAUUUUUUCUGUUCUCGUCUGUUUCAUCUUCAGCUAUGGAACUAUCCACUCUCCUUUACCUUGUUGCGGCUGUCUACGCCUUGACUUGGGCAUCCCGCAGAUUUAUGUACGCCGAACGAUGUCUCGAAGGCAUCCCCACCGUCGGCGGGCCGUCCCUUCCUAUUCUCUCUUGGUAUGGGGCGAUCCGCUUUCUGCUUCAAGCACACAAGGUCCUCGAAGAAGGAUACACAAAGUACAAAGGUGGCUGCUUUAAAGUCGCGCAAUUCAACCGCUGGUUUGUCAUUGUAGCAGACCCCGCUCUGAAUGAGGAGCUGCGCAAAGCGCCAGAGGAAUACAUGUCCUCGCCUGCUGCACUGCACCAGUACCUGCAGGGCCUGUACACUCUGGGAAUCGAUUUGAAUGAGAUGAACAAUUACAUCGAACUUGUCCGGGAACAGCUCCUGCGUCACGUAAACCCCUCGCCUUCUAUGCUUUACGACGAGAUGAUUGCCGCGUUCCAAGACAUCAUCCCUCAGAGCGACGACUGGGCGCCGAUCCCCGCUCUCGAUGCGUCAUUCAAGCUAUUCUUCCGCGUCAGCAAUCGUGCUUUCGUCGGCGCGCCUCUCUGUAGUAACCCGGAAUACAAUGAGCUGAACAUCGAGUUCACGAAUAAUGUCUUCAAGGGUGCGCUCUUGUACAAUGCACUACCUAAUGGCAUCCGACCAUUCAUCUCUCGGUGGCUCGACCUCGUUGGCCCCAGCGUCGAGCGCGGCAUGCGCUUUAUCCAGCCACACUUCGAGCAGCGCCAGAAGGAGAUGGAGGCGGCCGGCAAGGACUGGGUGGGCAAGGAGGACGAUCUACUCUCACUCCUGAUGGCAUCAACGCAAGGCGAGGCGUGCAACGUGCGCAACCUCACGCGCAUCAUGCUCAUCGUCAACCUUGCGGCUGUGCACACGACCUCGCAGAGCUUCACGCACUUGCUGUAUCUUAUCGCAACGAACCCUGCUUGGGCGGCCACGCUUCGCGAGGAGAUUGAGCAAGUCAUUGAGCAGCACGGCUACGACAAGGAAGCGCUCCAUCGUAUGCGCAGGCUUGACAGCUUCAUCCAGGAGUCCCUUCGCUUCAACGGUCUCGGUGCACUGGCCUCGACAAAACUCGCGCUGCAGGACUUUGCGCUGUCCAACGGAACCAUCCUCCCCAAAGGCACGCUCGUCGCUGCACCGCUCCGCGCGAUGCACUACGACGGCGAGAACUACGCGGACGCGGACACCUUCCAGCCUUGGCGCUUCUACCGUGAGCUCGAGGAGUUCGACGGUGAGGUAAACGCCCAGUCGAUGACCACCACUACACCAACGUAUCUGAGUUUCGGACACGGCAAAACCGCGUGCCCUGGACGCUUCUUCGCUGCGCUCGAGUUGAAGAUGAUUGUGGCAAACUUGCUGCUGAACUACGACAUCAAGCUUGAAGGCGACAGCAGUAAGAUCCCGCCCGUCUCGUGGUAUAUCACCGCUCGCGUGCCAAAUAUGACGGCCAACGUGCUCGUCAGGCGCAGGCAAAAGGCUUGAACAUGGACACUGUUAGGGCUAUCUAUUCUUUACCACUUUUCGCUGUGCCGCAGCCGUCCGCUCUCUGAUCCAGACCAUAAAGCUUAUCUGUGGCCCUAUUUUAUCUAUCUUUAUGUAUUUCUUGUGUAUCGUAGGCUUCUAUCUUUCGUUGUGUCAUGUAUUUCUAUUUACUUUUCGCUAUCCGAAUCGGACCCUGGCAAUGGUGAUGCCGGUCUUCC
This is a messenger RNA of Phanerochaete carnosa HHB-10118-sp, 2221 nucleotides long. RefSeq lists its product as uncharacterized. The transcript is spliced from 9 exons. Lineage: Eukaryota; Fungi; Basidiomycota; Agaricomycetes; Polyporales; Phanerochaetaceae. The record is from RefSeq and is a predicted model, not a curated record. The coding region runs from base 495 to 2003 and encodes 502 amino acids. Gene Ontology annotation, molecular function: iron ion binding; oxidoreductase activity, acting on paired donors, with incorporation or reduction of molecular oxygen; heme binding.